Molecule: messenger RNA, 600 nt
Organism: Calliphora vicina (urban bluebottle blowfly)
Lineage: Eukaryota; Metazoa; Arthropoda; Insecta; Diptera; Calliphoridae
Product: collagen alpha-3(IX) chain-like
Exons: 2
Coding region: 1-600 (199 amino acids)
Source: RefSeq, a predicted model, not a curated record
AUGCAUUUUCUUAAAAAGAAAAAAGAACAUACGUCAUUCUGUUUUCAUGGCAUUAACUUGUUUAAUGACAUUAGAACUUUAUUGCUUGACAUUAAUGUUCUAUUAAAAUUCAAUUACUCUAAUAUAAAACACCUAAAUUUAAUGGUGGGAUUCCUCGGCUUUAUCUUCGCCACGGAAGAACGUCAAACUCGCAGCAUACUAAGCCGUAAUCGCAACACCAAUAAUGUACAAGCUUAUUAUCAGUCCGUUCCCCAAUGUAUUUGUACACCCGGUCCUCGCGGUAAUUCCGGCGAACUGGGUGCACCCGGUGUAAAAGGACCUCGUGGUGAUCCCGGCCUAAAGGGACCUAAAGGUCCACCCGGGCCAAUGGGUCCUCCAGGACGACAAGGUUCAAACGGCCGCGAUGGUGCACCAGGGCCUCCUGGUCUGCCAGGAUCACGUGGUAGACGAGGUUUCCCCGGUGGUAGAGGAGUUCCUGGACCAAUGGGUGUUCCUGGCCUACCAGGACCACCAGGUCAACAAGGUGAUCCAGGUGUGGCCUCUCCUGCUACUACUACAACCACCACUACAACAACUGCUAAACCAGCAGAAGAACCAUAG